AUGGAAGAAUUAGGUAUUAGCAGCGCUGGUGUAGAAGUUGCCGAAGAAAAACCUCUGAUGAAAUCAUAUGGGUCUCUUUUGGCUCAAUUAGGACAACAACAAAGUGGAAAUGGAUUGAUCAGUGGGAAUAAUAGUGAUGUCUACUUGAAAUUAAAGAAAUUAGAAAAAGAAUACGAAUUGUUGACUUUACAAGAAGAAUAUAUCAAGGAUGAACAACGUCAUUUGAAGCGAGAAUUAUUAAGAGCUCAAGAAGAAGUUAAAAGAAUUCAAUCGGUUCCAUUAGUUAUCGGACAAUUUUUAGAACCAAUUGAUCAAAAUACUGGUAUCGUGUCUUCUACUACAGGUAUGAGUUAUGUAGUGAGAAUUUUGUCUACAUUGGAUCGUGAAUUAUUGAAACCUUCCAUGUCAGUAGCUUUACAUCGUCAUUCAAAUGCAUUAGUUGAUAUAUUACCACCAGAUUCAGAUUCAAGCAUAUCUAUAAUGGGUGCAAACGAAAAACCUGACGUUACAUACGCAGAUGUCGGUGGUUUGGAUAUGCAAAAACAAGAAAUUAGAGAAGCUGUCGAAUUGCCAUUGGUUCAAGCAGAUUUAUACGAACAAAUUGGUAUUGAUCCACCAAGAGGUGUUUUGCUAUAUGGUCCUCCAGGUACAGGUAAGACUAUGUUGGUCAAAGCUGUUGCCAACAGUACAAAUGCUUCAUUUAUUAGAGUCAAUGGUUCGGAAUUUGUACAUAAAUACUUAGGUGAAGGUCCUAGAAUGGUCCGUGACGUUUUCAGAUUGGCAAGAGAAAAUGCACCAUCAAUCAUUUUCAUUGAUGAAGUCGAUUCUAUUGCCACCAAACGUUUUGAUGCCCAAACAGGUUCAGAUCGUGAAGUACAAAGAAUUUUAAUCGAACUAUUGACACAAAUGGAUGGUUUUGAUCAAUCAACAAACGUAAAAGUCAUCAUGGCCACAAAUAGAGCGGACACAUUAGAUCCUGCAUUACUAAGACCUGGUAGAUUAGAUAGAAAAAUCGAAUUCCCAUCAUUACGUGACAGACGUGAACGUCGUUUGAUUUUCGGUACUAUUGCAGCCAAGAUGUCAUUGGCACCAGAAGCAGAUUUGGAUUCAUUAAUUGUACGUAACGAUUCAUUGUCAGGUGCUACAAUUGCGGCAAUCAUGCAAGAAGCGGGUCUACGUGCCGUAAGGAAGAAUAGAUAUGUCAUUUUACAAAGUGAUCUAGAAGAAGCAUACGCAGCCCAAGUUAAAACUGAUACAGAUGUAGAUAAAUUUGAUUUCUACAAAUGA
Molecule: messenger RNA, 1287 nt
Organism: Vanderwaltozyma polyspora DSM 70294
Lineage: Eukaryota; Fungi; Ascomycota; Saccharomycetes; Saccharomycetales; Saccharomycetaceae
Gene: RPT3
Product: proteasome regulatory particle base subunit RPT3
Exons: 1
Coding region: 1-1287 (428 amino acids)
Biological process (GO): proteasome-mediated ubiquitin-dependent protein catabolic process
Cellular component (GO): proteasome regulatory particle, base subcomplex
Molecular function (GO): ATP hydrolysis activity; proteasome-activating activity; ATP binding
Source: RefSeq, a predicted model, not a curated record